GAGAACAGUUCAGUUGGCUUAGCAAGUGCUCCAAUCCCACGAUCCGACGAUGGCAUUCAAUCAAGACGAACUCGCUGCUCCGGGGUGGUUGGACGAUGCAUUUUUUCUCAAAGUAGUGCGUGAAAUGCACAAUGAUACAUCGAUUGAGCUAACCAACGAAUGUGUGUUACGUCCCGGCACGAAAGCGGGUGAUCAUUACGCAAGUGUGAUGUUCCGCACUACCGUCGCCUAUCGUUCGAAGAAGGAUCAAUUGGAUAGAUCCAUUAAUUUGAUCAUGAAAACGAAACCCGAAGCGGAAGGAUUGAAGAAGGAAUUUCUCGAAGAUAAUCAACUGUUUAAGAUCGAAAUUGAUAUGUACAGUAAAGUGUUACCGGAAAUGGCGAGGCUGUUGAAAGAGAUCGGCGAGGAGUAUAAGUACCCGAGGUUUAUAUACGGUGCAUUAAAGCCACAUACGAUCUUAAUAUUAGAGGACAUCAGCAACCAGGGCUGGGUGAUGGAUGAUUUCAUCAAAACGUUCGACGAAAUGAAACCGAUCGUGAAGAAUAUUGCAAUGUUUCAUGCCGCUUCAAUCAUGAUAGAAAGCAAUGAUCCGCACUUUGCGAAUGAAUUUAGUUUUUCAGUGGCUGACAAGUUUAUGGCCUUCGAUGGGAUGAUUACAAAAGGGUUCGGUGAUUUGAAACACUUGAGCAAAAUAGAGUCAGAAUUUGCUCAUUUCGAGAAACCGCUGGAUGGCUUCCAAAAAUCUAUUCGCGAUUAUUAUGUGACACUCUUUAACCCUCCGAAGACGGUUCAACGCGUACUGAUUCACGGGGACUUUCACAGCAAGAACAUGCUGCACCAAGUGAACGAGACUGGCCGACACACGGAUACGAUAUUGAUUGAUUACCAGAUCUGCAACUGGACUACACCAGCCAUCGAUCUGUACUAUCUCCUCGAUAUGAUACCGGAUCAAGAUGUAAAAGACAGUCACCGCGAUGAGUUGAUCUACUUAUACUAUCAACAGUUUAGUGAUUUGUUGAAGCGAUUGGGCUUUCUAGGCAAAAUACCGACCCUUCUCGAUUUGCAGCUCGAGCUACUCCGUUGCAGUGGUCUAGAACUGUUUCACUAUGCGGUAUUUGCUCCAUUCCGCUACUUGGAUGCCAACAAGCUGGACAUUGAGGCACUGCUCAAAGGUGAGGCGGAUAAUCCCGCUUUGUACAAUCCGACGUUUAAAAGCAUGAUCCACAGAGAGCUGACCCGAUUUCUGCACCAGGGAGUCUUGACAGUCUCAUGACCGGUCGCACUAUCGGAAGAAGGGAAGGGGGAAGGGAG
Molecule: messenger RNA, 1311 nt
Organism: Anopheles darlingi
Lineage: Eukaryota; Metazoa; Arthropoda; Insecta; Diptera; Culicidae
Exons: 4
Coding region: 50-1273 (407 amino acids)
Source: RefSeq, a predicted model, not a curated record